AUGGGUUGUCGGGCUCUUAUGAUUGUGUGCCUUCUGUGGUUGCAGUAUGCUUAUGCUAACGUUGAGAAAGUCAUCUUCGUCGCCCCCGCUGCUGAACCUCUCCCGACUGACGCCAGCAUUGACAACCUGCUCUUGACUCCUCUUUCUGAACAAUUCCCCAUUGCGCGAACUCACAUCAACGCCAGCUUUCCAGACAAGGAGUCGCCCAAAGGGACUGAAACUUGGCUUCUCCUCGAGGGACUACACCCUAAGAGGCGGUAUGAAGUCAGAAUCUGUUGGAUGGCCACCCAACCAACUUCCUUCUGGCUUUACACCCAUACAAUCGAUCAUGCGUUUUCAAAGCCGGGCCUCCUGACCUCGCUGAGCACCUAUGCCUACUCUCGACAUGAACGACUGGGUUCAGAAGACAUUCAACAACUGCAGCUACGGAAGACCAAGCCAGGCCCAGGGGAGCCGGAGUCAACCUUUCUCUUCUUGCAGGUCUAUGCAGCUGCAGACUAUUUCACUCUGAAUCAGACCUUGAUGGAGAAUGUACCCCCGGUUGCCGUGGAUAUCAUAUUGGACCCUUACUUGCUCAACGUUUUUCCAAGGUCACUGCUUCCAACCGGGCUGUAUCUUCUCCUCAUUGCAUGUGGGGCGUGGUUCAUUUCUGGCCAAGUUGCACGUCUGUUCACGAUUCAAAAUAUCGCUGAAAACGACGCGGAGAAAAAGUCAAAGUAG
Molecule: messenger RNA, 720 nt
Organism: Capronia coronata CBS 617.96
Lineage: Eukaryota; Fungi; Ascomycota; Eurotiomycetes; Chaetothyriales; Herpotrichiellaceae
Exons: 2
Coding region: 1-720 (239 amino acids)
Biological process (GO): GPI anchor biosynthetic process
Cellular component (GO): endoplasmic reticulum membrane; mannosyltransferase complex
Molecular function (GO): mannosyltransferase activity
Source: RefSeq, a predicted model, not a curated record